Molecule: messenger RNA, 1650 nt
Organism: Bipolaris oryzae ATCC 44560
Lineage: Eukaryota; Fungi; Ascomycota; Dothideomycetes; Pleosporales; Pleosporaceae
Exons: 5
Coding region: 1-1650 (549 amino acids)
Molecular function (GO): oxidoreductase activity, acting on the CH-CH group of donors; flavin adenine dinucleotide binding
Source: RefSeq, a predicted model, not a curated record
AUGGCGAAGCGCUUCUCUACCGCCGAUGUCGCGUCGCACAAGACUGCGAACGACCUGUGGAUCAUUGUAGACGAGGAUGUCUACGAUCUUACCAAGUUCCAGGACGAUCACCCUGGCGGCAAGAAGAUCCUCCAGCGAGUAGCUGGCAAGGAUGCCUCAAAGCAGUUCUGGAAGUACCACAACGAGAGCAUUCUGAAGAAGUACCAAAAGCAGCUGCUAGUCGGAUCACUCGAUACCAAGGCUGCUCCUCCAGCUCCUCCCGCGGCCGCUGCUCCGGAGAAGAAGGAAAUUGUUAAGCCAGAGGCAAAUCCUGGCGUCGUAGCACCUCAGCCAACUCAAGCUGCUGAGGAGUCGGAGCCUUUCGAUUCCUAUGGCGACCUCGUCCCAUAUGCGGACCCUUCGUGGUACCAAACUUACCACUCUCCCUACUACAACGAGACACACGCUGCCCUACGCGCAGAAGUCCGCGACUGGGUUGAGGAGAAGCUCAUGCCAUAUGUCACCGAGUGGGAUGAAGCAAAAAAAGUCCCAGAUGAGAUCUUCCUCGAAAUGGGAGCACGAGGAUACCUCGCCGGUAUGCUUGGCGUCAAGUAUCCUACACAAUACACCGACCUGAGGGUCAAGAGCGUACCACCAGAGAAGUGGGAUCACUUCCAUGAGAUGAUCAUCACCGAUGAAAUAUCAAGGACAGGCAGUGGUGGUCUCGUCUGGGGCUUGAUCGGUGGAUACGGAAUUGGCGGACCGCCUCUGUUCAAGUUUGGCAAGAAAGAGCUUGUCCAGCGCAUUGGUCCCGAUCUGCUUAGCGGAAAGAAGAGGAUUUGUUUGGCAAUCACCGAGCCAGAUGCUGGCAGUGAUGUCGCGAACCUGACCUGUGAAGCCAAGCUCUCUGAGGAUGGCAAACACUACAUUGUCAAUGGCGAGAAGAAAUGGAUCACAAAUGGUAUCUGGUCUGACUACUUUACCACCGCCGUCCGCACUGGCGGUGAGGGCAUGAACGGUAUUUCAGUCCUUUUGAUUGAGCGCAGCGCAGGCGGUGUUUCUACACGUAAGAUGGAUUGCCAGGGUGUGUGGAGCAGUGGUACCACCUACAUCACCUUUGAAGAUGUCAAGGUUCCUGUUGAGAACCUCAUCGGAAAGGAAAACCAGGGUUUCAAGGUCGUCAUGACGAACUUUAACCACGAGCGUAUCGGUAUCAUCAUCCAAUGUCUCCGUUUUUCUCGUGUAUGCUACGAAGAGAGCAUGAAGUACGCACAUAAGCGCAAGACCUUUGGCAAGCGCCUCAUCGACCACCCCGUCAUCCGUCUCAAGCUCGCGCACAUGGCUCGUCAGAUCGAGGCCAGUUACAACUGGAUGGAGAACCUCAUCUACCAGUGCGAGAAAAUGGACGAUAUGGAGGCUAUGCUCAAGCUCGGAGGCGCUAUCGCCAGUUUGAAGGCCCAGAGCACAACCACAUUCGAGUUCUGUGCUAGGGAAGCAAGUCAAAUCUUUGGUGGCUUGAGUUAUAGCAGAGGCGGACAGGGCGCCAAGGUCGAAAGGUUAUACAGAGAUGUCAGGGCGUAUGCUAUUCCCGGUGGCAGUGAGGAGAUUAUGCUUGACUUGAGCAUCAGGCAAGCUUUGAGAGUACACAAGGUCCUGGGCAUGAAGCUGUAA